AUGGAUGUGAAAGUUUAUAAAUAUGAUCAGUUUCAAUUAAAGUUGUGUUAUCAAGAAUUAACAGCAUUAAAAAUCACAAAGCGAGAUGUGUUACCUCAUUAUUUCUGCUAUGAAUGUGCCAUACUUCUUCAUAAGUUUGUUAAGUUCAAACAAAAAUGUUAUGAAGGUCAGAAAGAGCUGAGAGCUUUGUUGGUGCGUGGCAAGAUCACUCAUGACUCCGUGCGUAGAUUGAAAUUAAAGAGUACGAAGUUUAAGCCGACCUUAGAAGUAUUAACGCUUAAUAAACGCGUUAGAACGUUUACGUUCACCGACCGAAAACGGAUCCGAAGAAAACUCUCCGAGUGUGUAGAAGCUGUAGUCACAGCCAGCAGUCCUGAAAUAGUCAGUGCUGGCGAAGAAAAUGAGGGUAGCGAAGAGAGAAAUACUGAUACGUCGGUGGAUAUUCCGGAGACUGUUCCAGAUGACGUCAAAGACGAACCGAACGAUUUGAUCUUUGACCUGCAUGAGGAAGCUGACGAUCCAGACGAUCUAGACUUCAAUCCGGCGGAAGACAAUGCGAUGAGUCUGACGACUGUGUUCAUUACCGAGAAGGAGAUAUUGAAGACAGAGGAAGUCGUUGUCGAGCAAGUGGACGAAACCAACGGCGGCAACGACGUGGCUGUAGACAAAUACGCAGGGCUGAUCGCGAGGAGACGCAAGAACAGCGUCGCGAGCAAGAAGGACUUUAAGAGGAGAAGGCAGAGGAAGAUAGAGGGGGUGAGGAACAAUUGGGGGGACCGAAAGUACAAGUUCACGGUGAGGCAGAGGAGAUGUUUGGACCUGAACAAAUGGCGGAAGAUCAGCCUGACAGAGGAGGAGGCGGUGAGGGAGUUCGAGAAGAGAGCUUCAGAUCCGAAGUACGUACAGGGCACUUACACUUGUAAGGACUGCUACAAGGUUUUCUCUAAAGAGGACAUCAUGAGGCGACACAUGAAGCUGAAACACAAUCCGUCCAUCGGUCGAUUCGAGUGCCGUUUCUGCCGCGCCCGCUUCCGCCUGGAGUGCCACCUUCGCAAGCACGUCCGCAUCCACUUCACCAAGUACCAGUGCCUGGUCUGCAACCUAGUGGUGGCGAUAGAGCCAACAGCGCUUAUGCAUGAAGAGACGCACACAGGUGUGACAAGGACUUGCAAGUAUUGCGGCGAGGAGUUCCGGCACAUGUCCACGUACUACACACACUUGCGCACACACCGGAGCCGCCACGUGUGCGCCUCUUGCGGCGCCUCCUUCGUCAGCGAGGCGGGUCUGCACCAGCACAGGCGGGUGCGGCACGUCGACGACGAGCCGAGGCAGCAGCCGGCCGGCAAGACGUACUGCGAGCGAUGCCAGAUCGAAUUCGAGACCCCGAAGGCGCAUUCUGAACACCUCAACUCGUCGGCCCUUCAUGCUGACGUGGAGAAAGAAGACAACGAAGAGGUUCCCGCCCCGAAGAGGAGAUACAAGAGGCUGAGAUUCGGCAGAACGAGCAAGAAGAAGCCGACAACUUGUCACCAAUGCGGUAAACACUUCGACACGCAGACGCAGUGCAUGGCCCAUCACUACGAGGAGCACCCCGGCACCUCCUUCUGCCCCCCCAACGAGAGGCACAUCUGCGAGAUCUGCGGCGCUUCCCUAGCGCCGGGCAGCAUAGCGAUGCACCACAACAUCCACACGCGCGAGAAGCUGCAUAGCUGCGAGACGUGCGGCCGCCAGUUUCAUUCCACGGCCGGCCUCAAGCGGCACAAGGUGACUCACACAGGCGAAAAGCCGUACGAGUGUCCCCUUUGCGAGAAACGCUUCACCCAGAGCAACAGCAUGAAGCUCCACUACCGGACCUUCCACCUCAAACAACCUUACCCCAAACGCGUCAGGACUAAGAAGAAAGACGAUAUCCAAGAUGCAGUUCCGAUGGAGAGCGGUGAAGACUCUUUC
This is a messenger RNA of Iphiclides podalirius (scarce swallowtail), 1950 nucleotides long. Lineage: Eukaryota; Metazoa; Arthropoda; Insecta; Lepidoptera; Papilionidae. The record is from the annotation of a GenBank genome assembly.